Messenger RNA from Cydia splendana, 5915 nucleotides. RefSeq names its product peroxisomal biogenesis factor 19 (gene Pex19). Gene Ontology annotation, cellular component: peroxisome; peroxisomal membrane. Gene Ontology annotation, biological process: protein import into peroxisome membrane. The transcript is spliced from 8 exons. Bases 66 to 923 code for a protein of 285 amino acids. The record is from RefSeq and is a predicted model, not a curated record. Lineage: Eukaryota; Metazoa; Arthropoda; Insecta; Lepidoptera; Tortricidae.
AAAAAACUAGACUUGUGAAAAUUUUCACAUCAAAUUUAAUUUAAAUAGUUCUUUACUAAAUUAUUAUGUCCGACAACAAGGAUGCGACUAAAAAGGAGGUUGAUCCGGAACUGGACGAUUUACUCGACAGCGCUCUCCAAGACAUGACGAAGAAGCCGCCUGCAGCCGGAGAGGCACAGGAGCCGGUGUGGAGCGAGGAGUUCAUUAAGGAGGCUGCGGCGCAGUUCGAGAGCAAUAUGGCCGCUCUGCUUGGCAGCUUCAGUGCUGGCAGUGGUGUGCCGGGUGAACAGCAAGAAAUCAGCCAGGAGCAGAUAGCACAGACAUUCUCGAAAAUGGCCGAGGCGGCGGCCGCCGUGCUGAAGCCGGCGGGCGCGGCCGCGGACGGCGGGGAAGCCCCCGCGGCCGAUCCAGCUAAAAUAGACGAGGUGUCAGCAGCUAUAUCCCAGACCCUUCAGAACCUGAGCUCGAACUCCGAAGGUCUACAGACGCCUUUCAGCGACCAGGACCUUGCCAAUAUGUUUGGAAACUUCAACCUUGGAGAAAACCAGGAAGGCAACAUGUUCCUCCCCUUCAUGCAAGGCAUGAUGCAGUCCCUCCUCUCUAAGGAGGUCCUCUACCCCUCCUUGAAGGAGUUGGUGGACAAGUACCCCGCCUGGCUCGAGGAGAACAAGGGGAAAGUGCCCCAGGAUGACUACGACAGGUACUGCCGGCAGCAGGAGCUGAUGCAGCAGGUCUGCGCUGAGCUCGAACCGGAGCAGGAGACAGACCCUGAAGAUGUCAAGAGGAAGCGGUUCGAAGUGGUGUUGGAACUGAUGCAGAAGAUGCAAGACUUAGGCCAGCCUCCCACAGAGUUAGUAGGUGACAUGGCCGUGCCGCCGCAAGGGCUCGCCGCACCCGACAAUUCUCAGUGCAGCGUCAUGUAGUGACAUGACAUGACAGGUGACAUGAUGAGUUGAUGACAGAUUGAUGACGAGAGAUACGGUAUACUGCCAACUUCCGCAUUUGGGCAUUUUCACUUAACUGUGCACCUUUAACGGCCGGUUAGCAAUUGUUACAAAACUGACGGUCAAUGUCAAAUCCCAUACAUUUUGUCAGGAAUGUAACGGUUAGACGUUACUGAAACACGACUUAAGUCGCGCUUUAAAGUACAAGUUAAAUGAAAAUGCCCAUUUAUAUUAUUUAAUUAAUUACGUCACACAAAAUUUCGAUUUUUUAGACACCCUCCCCCUCCCUCCCCCCUUGUCACACUCUUUCAUAGGAAAAAGAUAGGUAAGAUAAAGAUAAAGAUAAAAAAUAGUUUAUUCAAGUAGGCAUAUUACAAUGCGCUUAUGAACGUCAAAUAAAGCUAUACCGGCUCCAACCGUACGCCUCUGCCUCGAGAAGAUUUAAAUCCCCCCUCAAUUGGAGGAGGGUAUCCCAAUACGGGACCGGCAACAAACUCGGCGGGACACAUCUUUUCAAAACAUUAUGACAUCUUAUAAUUAACAUGCAUUACGAGUAAAUAAGAAAAAUACAAUUUAAAUUACUAUAUAAUUCAUGCAAUUAUACUCAGUUAGUAUAUAACUUUAUAUAAAUAUGAUAAAAAAAAAACAUAUAUGUACAUGAAAUCAUACAAAUACGGUCUUUAAUACGUACUGUCACACUUGGCAUAUGGGUCUAUAUCAACAAUUUCUUGUUGUUAUUCUGUCCCAUCAGCCAGGAGACAAUAGUAGCAUAGUUUGUUAGAAGAGCUGCUGUACCAUGUUCUACAAACGUGCUUAGUAGAUGUCCCAUUAUGGAAAGGCCUUAUAACUACCAAAAAAUUACAGGUUUGGUUCAUUUAAAUACGAAAAAACUAGUAUUUUAAGAGUGACCCAGGAGACCGUAACCAUGGCAACUAGUGACAAGAAAACGUCGAUUCACCUUAUUAAUAAAAAUUGUCCGCACUUAUCCCAACGUACCUUUUUGAAAUGUACGCGUUGGCAGUAUACCGAUCGUAUUGUUCGUAUGUAAAAAAGUAUAUAAUAUAAUAUAUUAUAUUUAUUAUACUUUUAGUAAACUAAUGUAGAUUAUGUAGAAGCCAUAUUGUUAUAGAAGUAAACUGUGUGACUAUAAAUUAUGACAUUUGACAUACUUUUUUUAAUAUGUUAUUAGCUCGAGGGACUACAGUAUGUACAAGUUUUUGAAGGGUCGGCAACGCGCAUGUAACACCUUAAGAGUUGCCGGCGUCCAUGAGCUACGGUGACCGCUUACCAGCAAGCCGUAUGCUUAUUUGCCACCGAUUUUGUAUAAAAGAAACACUGCGUCCAUAUGCUACUGUGUUCUCUUAUAUUAAUGUUAAAAAUAUCAGAUUGUCAUAAUUUGUAUGUAUUCAGUAUCACAACUAUUGGUGCUUAGUGAGUAUGUUGAGCUGUGUUUAUACCCCGAUCAACGAGGACCGAUACCUUUACAAUAUUAUUACCGUUUAGCAUUUUCUUCUAAUAGUUUCAGUUUAAAGUAGCAGCAAGAACUGGACAACAUUUGGUUAUUAACGCCUCCCUAGACUAGUUAGUAGUGACCCUGCCAGGCGUGGCUCACUCCGUGAUUUCGUCGCUUUGCAACAGGUAGCUACAAGUACAUCCGUCCCACACCAAUUUUGGUGGCUAACCAUAAGCCGCGCGUGGCGCUGUCGCCACCUAGCGGCCAUAUCUGGCCUGAUCGUAACAGACGCGCUUUGUUAGAGAGUGAGUCUUCUGUACCUAGUACUAUUAUUUAUCCUGUGACCCUGCCUACAAAGCUGGGGGUACUGGGUUAGAAUCCCGGCAAGGGCAUUUAUUUCCAUGUUUAUCACGAUAUUGGUUCUGAGUUAUUGAUUUUUUAUUUGUAUUCAAGUACUUAUAUUUGUAUAAUCUCUAUGCCAUCGUCUUUUAGUGCCCACAACACAACAUAAGUGUUAUUAAAACUUACUGCGAGACUAGAUUGAUUUUAAUGUAAAAUUGCACAGUCAAGUUAAAAAUAUGGGUUCACAAAUCAUACUCAAAAAUAUGUCCCAUGCUCAUUUGCAUAGACAUUUUUUUGAGUAAGUUGUCUACACCCAUAUUUUUACAGUGGACUGUACUUUAAUAGGUUAUUAUUUCAUUUUGUUUAUUUUGACUUCUCAUCCAAGAGUUUUGCUUAGCGCUGAGUAUUUUAUAAAAGUUUUGUAACUUACUUUCUGAAAAUGAAAAGAAAUCAGUUUAAAAUUGAUCUCUUCGGGUGACCUCGUUGAUCGGAUUACACAUUGAGACUAAAAUGUAUGAAGCGGUUUAAACGGUGUGUGUUUUAUAGCAUUUCUAUAAAGUGAGGCGUUGACUGGUGUAACUAUGCAUGUGUAUUUGUUAUUGAAAAUUAUACUCUGUAUCUUUAGGUAUAAAAGUAAACAAAAUCUGGCUUAAGGAGCCAUUUGAGGGUAGAUUUUCGGGUACUUAUAACAUUUAUUGGUUAACCAACCAAAUACAAAACCGCCUGGAUCAGUCACUGAACGACCCGACUUUAACCUACAUUAUUUGAUCAUGUAAUGUUUUCAUCUACCCUCAACUGGCUUAAGGAGCCAUUUGAGGGUAGAUUUUGUUUACUUUUAUUUAAAUACCUAAAGAUACAGAGUAUAGGACUAGGUCGAUUUGUGUAAGAUUGUCCUAUACCUAACCAUUAAACUUUUGUGACGUUCCAGGAGAAAUGGUACCUUAUGGCGUCUGGCGCUUACGUCGCAUAGCACCGCAAUAAUAGUGGAGCGGGUUAAUAAUAGCGUAAGCGCCAACCGCCUUAAGGUUAUUUUAAUUUAAACGCUUGACCAACUAUAGUUGCACCGGAAUAUCAGUCAAUUUUAAAUUGUAAUAAAUAUAAUUCGUUAAUUUAAUUUGUUUUUAACGAAUUUUUAUAAAACCCUUAUUUUAUUGUAUUGGUGGUAGUAUUUUUAUGGUUGAAAUUGCUUUUGACAUUUAAUUUUUAGUGCCAAAGACUAAAGAAUAAUGCUUACAUAAAUAACUUCACAUCACAAUAUUCUGUAGUAAAAAUCCAAAAUAUGAUAAUGUAUAAAAUAAGGACGCUUAGCACAAAGAAUGUCGUACAUUGACCCUCAUCCUAUCUCUAUCGCACGCGCGUAUUAAUACUAUAUACUGUCCCGCCCAUGAUGGCGGCGGUCUAUGACACUGUGCAAGUGCCCCAAUAUAAUUAUGCGCGUGCGAUACCUAUACUCUGUAUCUUUAGGUAUUUAAAUAAAAGUAAACAAAUAAUUUGUAUAUUUUCGGAUAGUUAUAACACUUAUUGGUUAACCAACCAAAUACAAAACCGCCUGGAUCUGUCACUAAAUGACCUGACUUUAACCUACGUUAUUUGAUCGUGUAAUGUUUUCAUCUACCCUCAACUGGCUUAAGGAGCCAUUUGAGGGUAGAUUUUGUUUACUUUUAUUUAAAUACCGAAAGAGACAGAGUAUACAGAUAGGAACAGGGUCAAUGUACGAUAUUCUAUGUGCUUAGGGUCCCUGCUUUACAUAUUUAAGCCCGUGACUGUCACAUCGCUAUUAAAAUGUACACAUCACUGUGUAUCAAAAGAUACAGAAACUCAAAAAUACCUGAACGUGAUCGAACGCCUUAUUCGUGUUUAGAUGUUUUUGGAUGUCCAGUCGCACAGAUAUAUUCGGUGACUGUAAGGCAGGUAUGGACGACGUGGUCAAAACAUGUAAAUUAAAUAAAUCUUAUAAUAAUUUUAUGUUUAAAAAAAAUUACCUAACUGGGCCAUUUUAUUUUAAGUUGUCCCCUACACUUUUUUUUUCAAAAUUGGGAUUUUUUAUGUUAUUUCUACUCAGAAUCACGAGCUUUUUCUAUCCUAAUAGGAAAAAAUAAGUGUCCCAAGGUUUUUUUCCAUUCCGUUGCCAUUUUUUCAUAGACUUUGUAUGGCGGUUUCGGAAUGGAAAGAUCGAAAAUGUAUGAAAAUCUUAGGACACUUUUAUUCUCCUAUUAGGAUCAAAAGAGCUCAUGAUUUUGAGUAGAAAUAACAUAAAAAAUCCCAAUUUUGAAAAAAAGUGCAGGGGACAACUUUAAAUAAAAUGGCCCAACUAAUCAGGAAACUUAUAAUUAUGUAACAUAAUGAAUACUUGCAGUGAUUAUUUCAGAUUGAAUAUUAGCAAUGUCGCUGGUUGUCCUUAAAACAUGUUGAAUUUGCCUCCAGUAUAAGAGUAUUCGAAUUGAAACUCGAACUGUUCAAAAAAUAAAGGUGUUGUCGAUUUAUACUAUUAUUGACAUUUGUGACGUUUUUAAGUAAAAGGUAACUAUUUGUUAAGUAUAAGGCGCUUAUAUUAUAAAAAUGGCACUAGAAAUCAUUCUUAUUGGCUAUGUGCGCGACAGUGGCGCCCGCCAAGCUGCGAUGUGACAUAGUUAUUAGAUAGUUGACAAAUGUAAAAUAGCUGUGCGAUAGUUCUUAUUUUUGCCACUUGGAGCGCUAUCAACACAUUUAUUUUAUUAGUUUUAUUACACUUGGGGCUAGGGAAUGCAAAUCGGUUAUUUUUGGUUAUUUUUUGUAUGGAAAUUAUCGGUUAUUAACCGAAACCGCGGUUAUUUCCAUACAAAAAAUAACCGAUUUGCAUUCCCUACUUGGGGCAGCGUUGGCCGAAAGUUAAUGCAAAUUGAAAAUGCUGGCCAUUAACCAUUAUAAAUUGAAUCGUAAACUGUAAUCGUCCGCUACGGUUUAAGGUUCGAUUUAUAAUGGUUAAUGGCCAACAUUUUCAAUUCGCAUUAACUUUCGGCCAACACUGACUUGGGGCAUAACUAAUAUAUAUUCUGGUACCUUUUGAAUGAAAAUGUCACAAAUAUUGUAUAUUGUUUGUUUGUGAAGAUAAAGGAUUUGCAGUCCGUAAUUAAUUUUAUUUAUGCACAUAUUGUAUAGUUGCGUUAUUUAAAUUAUAAUUACAUUUGUUUAGUUGA